AUUUUGAAUGUGUUUUCAAACAAAUCAAUGUUUUUGUUAUAUUAUUUGGCAUUUGAUUUAAAAACAGCACAAAUCGUGAGACCAAUUGUCUGGUGAUGUCUUCAGAGAGCGAGUCCUCGUGUUGUUCGACAUGCAGUUCAUCUGAUUAUGAGAGCUCUCUAUCAGACAUCACUCUCAACGAUGAGGACAUGGAUUACGCCAACCAAUUGACUCAUGAGUUGUUUUAUGUGAAACUCAUUGCCGAAGACAAACACAACCACAAGUUGGCCGACGAAUGUCACCACAAAGACAAAGACACUCAACAAAAGACUAACCAAUUGAAUGAACGGAUUGGUUUGCAAUACAAUCGGUUCACUUCGUGGGUCUUUCCUAACAAAUCGUCGAAACAAUCGACAGAUAAAAGCUUUAAGAGGAAGAGUAGUCGCAAGAAAGAGGUGACAAAUGUGGCCAAAGAGGCUAUUGUUUCGAAUGACACCAUUUGUGCCGCAAAUCCGGUGAUCAAUGUUUCUGAUUGUGACGACAAUGGCGUCAAUGAAGUGAUAAAAACAAACAAAUUGUUUGAUUUAAUUGAUGGCAAAACGGAAACAAUGGCAUCAAAAGGAGGC
This is a messenger RNA of Medioppia subpectinata, 605 nucleotides long. The record is from the annotation of a GenBank genome assembly. NCBI's taxonomy places the organism in Eukaryota, Metazoa, Arthropoda, Arachnida, Sarcoptiformes, Oppiidae.